CCAGGGCAGAUCCAGAAGAUGACAACUGCUGGAGAGAUUCAAACCUUGUUUUACAGCUAUUCUUCCUGGUAAACAUGUGUUGAACAAAUGACUAUCCUGCCAGCUCACAUCUGCCCAGAAGAACAAUGAGACCCUGGAUGGACAGCUGAUCCCACUCAGUAACUACAGGGGUAAGGUGCUUCUCAUCGUCAAUGUUGCCACCUUCUGAGGGUCAACAAAAGGAGAGUACCACCGACUGAAUGCACUGAUGGAAAUGUUUGGCAACUUUAACUUUACUGUUCUGGCAUUCUCCUGCAACCAGUUUGGUCUUCAGUCACCAGAAGUGAAUCAUGAAACCCUCAGUAUUCUGAAGCAUGUGAGACCUGGUGGGGGCUUUGUGCCAAAGUUUCCAGUCUUUGGGAAGGUUAAGGUGAACGGACUAAACGAAGAUCCUCUUUUUACUUAUCUAAAGGAAUCUUUGCCAUCUGUCAACCCUGUUAUUGGAGAUAUUAACAAAUUCUACUGGUCCCCAGUCAAAGUCAGUGACAUUCGGUGGAAUUUUGAGAAGUUUCUUAUUACUGCAAAUGGCAUACCUUUCAAAAGGUAUGAACUUCACAGCCCCAUAGAGAAAGUAGAGAAGGACAUAGUGGAACUUCUUUGAUGGCCUUAUCUCAGUUUAACACCAGUGGCAGAAUGAUGAUCCCCCAGUAAAUGCGACACAUGCACCUGAGCUGGAUCUGAUGGGAAUAGGAACAAGUCUCUGAGCUUCAGAGCAUUCGCUCAAAAACAAGUUCCUUUCAGCCACUGAAGUAGCUUUCAUGCAACUGUCACACCUUUCUCCAAUUUGAUGGUGUCUACUCAAAAAUAAAUAGGAAUGAAACACAAUAAAACAAAUAUUUAAGUAGUUGUUGCUUUUAUUGUCAAUCCUGAAAUUGCUAUAUUUUAACUGGUUAUAUUGGUUACCUAUCAGUCACUACUAAGUGAAAAAUUGCAAGUAAACAUCAUUCAUUCAAAAUACAACUUAAGUAAAAGUACAAACAUGUACACCAGGUAUCCUAUAAAAGUAAGAGUAUAUUUGUUUUCCUUCUGUGACUGAUACAUUAUCUUAUAUGAUAGCACUGUUGUUUAUACUAGUGCAUCAGUGUAGGAAUAGCCUUUUACUGUUGUUGCUUGUUGAAGCAGAGCUAGUUUUAAAUAAACAGAUAUAGUGU
Molecule: messenger RNA, 1190 nt
Organism: Monopterus albus (swamp eel)
Lineage: Eukaryota; Metazoa; Chordata; Actinopteri; Synbranchiformes; Synbranchidae
Gene: gpx9
Product: glutathione peroxidase 9
Exons: 7
Coding region: 248-640 (130 amino acids)
Biological process (GO): response to oxidative stress
Molecular function (GO): glutathione peroxidase activity
Source: RefSeq, a predicted model, not a curated record